AUGUCAACAUGGAUCGGUUACGCUGUGUCGGUAAAUUGCGGCGAACCAUUAGGCUGCUAUCAAGGCACAAUUUUAGAAGCAGAUGGAAACACUAUAACUCUUACAAAACCAUUUCGGAACGGUUUUCCAUACCCUAAAUCACAAGUUACAUUAAAUGCUGCUGAUAUCAAAGAUCUAAAAAUCUUAGAAGAGGCAAAAUCUGUACCUCUAGAAAAGUCACAUAGUAGUGUUCUCGUAACUAAAAAUAACAAGAAAGCAUCAAGAGCUACCGUGUGUGAAAACCUACAGGCCAAUUCUACAAAUACUGUUGCUCACCAGAACAGCAAUGUUUGCACAAAAGCAGUGUCGGGUCGUAGUGGUGCCACACCAGCUAGGAGCAAACCCAUAGACAUCCAGAAUGCAAGAAACAAGAAUAAUAAUAACCACACUGGCAGCUAUAAUAUGAGCUCGACGCCUAAAGGUGGUCGAGGUGGUGGGGGAGGUGGGAGUUCAGGAGGUGGUGGUGGAGGAAUGCCACAUCACGAACGCGCUCGCCGCCGAAACGAAGCAUGUUUUGGAGAUACUGCUGAUCCUGCAAUGGAUGAUGAUUUUGACUUUGAGGGAAACCUGGCAUUAUUUGACAAACAGGCGCUAUGGGAAGAGAUGCGAGGUGUGCGUCCUGACGUCGUGCGAGCCGCGGACGAAGCGGCCAUGCGGCACGACGAAAACGUUCUACCGGCGCCUCCAGCCCCACCCGCCCUUUCCCUACCGCCUGCCUUGCGCGCGCCACACACAUACACCACGGAUGAUGGCCGUCGUUUACCAGCUGGAACUUCACGAGCACGCCAGCUACUAUGGGAAGGAUUACGACGGUUGCGCGCCAUAGACCCCGCGUUAGUGCUGUUAGGUCGUGCUACUGCUGAUCUAGCACUGCGCCUAUGCGGUGGUGGUCGCCGGUUGGAAGCUCGGAACGCACAUCAAGCUCCUGUUGUUGUUGUAGCGGCGGGCAACCAUCUGGGUGGAGCUGCUGGAGUACUCACAGCACGUCUGCUUCUAUCCCACGGUGUGCGUGCGUACGUUACGUUAAGUGGAAUGUUGAAUCCGGGAACCGCGUGUGAAGCACUUCAGCGAGAGCUUGCAGCGUUUACUAUGAGCGGAGGAACAGCACAAUGUGAUCCCACGGAUUUGCCAGCCCCAGACGUUAUAGUUCUAGCUCUUUACGAUCCGUUACGGGACGAGGGGCGAGAGGGACAUGCAGAGGCACUGUCUUGGGCGCGUAGUGCCAGAUCAGGGGUCCUAGCGUUGGAACCACCUGCAGCUGGAUGGGGUGGUACUUGUGUGCGCGCCUCAAUAAUCGGUGGGUUGCCAACUGCCCUGGACAGUUCGUUAGGCCGCCUCUACCUUGCUAACAUUGCUCCUCCGCUUCGGUUAUUCCAGGAUAUGCACAUUGAGUUUAGGUCGCCGUUUGGCGCAGCAUCGCUACUGCCACUGAACUGA
This is a messenger RNA of Leptosia nina, 1476 nucleotides long. Lineage: Eukaryota; Metazoa; Arthropoda; Insecta; Lepidoptera; Pieridae. The record is from the annotation of a GenBank genome assembly.